CAUUUUUGCCCUAACAGAGUACAGCGUCUGAACGCGUUAUGCAGCGUGUCCCUUGUCGGCGCCCGUUGGGGUCUUCGGAUUGUGACAGUUGAUGGAAUUGCGGUUACAGCGCUCUCAUUACCUGCACUAGAAAGUACAGUGCAGCACUAUAAUAUGGCUACGAUACAGCAACGGUACUGCGUGGCUGAGGAGAGAAGCGGUCACUGCGCUGCCAUGCACGAUAACUAUCUUUAUGUGUGGGGCGGUUAUGUGACAAUUGAAGAAAAUGAGGUAUACUUACCAAAUGAUGAAAUAUGGAUCUAUGAUAUCGAUAGUGGUUUGUGGAGAAUGCACUUAACAGAUGGUGAUCUGCCUCCAUCAAUGUCAGGGAGUUGUGGAGCAUGUCUUAAUGGCAAGUUUUAUGUUUUUGGAGGAUAUGAUGACAAAGGAUACAGCAACCAGCUCUUCUGUUUGGAUCUUCAUUCAAAAUCUGGACAGUACACAUGGAAGCACAUUAACAACUUUAAAGGCCAAUCCCCAACGGCCAGAGAUAAACUUUCUUGCUGGGUUUAUGAUGACAGGAAGGUCAGAUUUUCUGGGGAUGGAACAAUGAUAUCCAUGUUUUUGACACAAAGACACAGACCUGGUUUCAGCCCUUUGUAAAAAAUUCUCCACCCCAGGCACGAGCAGCUCAUUCCUGUGCUCUGUUGGAUAACAAAGGAUAUGUGUUUGGGGGUCGUGUGCUGCAAACAAGAAUGAAUGAUUUGCAUUUUCUGGAUCUAGACACAUGGACAUGGUCUGGAGGCAUUCGGAUUAAUGGAAAGAUCCCAAGCGGUAGAUCAUGGCAUACCUUAACACCAGUUGGAGAUGACCAGCUGUUUUUGUUUGGUGGUCUUAGUGAAGAAAGUGAACCUUUAAGUGAUGGCUGGAUUUACAGCAUAAAAACCAAUGAAUGGGAGCAGCUUCAACAUUUGCCAAAAAAUAGGCCAAGACUGUUUAGGUUAAAGUGCUAAGUUAGAGCAGCAGUGAGGGCCAUUCUGUAGGAAUACAUCAGAUAGAAUAUCAACCAGGUCAAGGCAGGACAGGCACCCAAAUGACCUUCAAGGAUCAUGCCCCAGCAAGACAUUUCCUUCCGCAGAUAGAACAGAGCCAGAGCUACCACCAAGAUUGUGGCACACAGCCUGCCCUGGAAAAGAAAAUGAAGUGAUGGUAUUUGGCGGCAGUAAAGAUGAUUUACUUUCUCUAGACACAGGUCAUUGUAAUGAUUUGCUAAUCUUUCAGAUUCAGCCUUACUCACUUCUAAGGUUGUGCCUAGAUGCUGUAGGGAAAUAUUCUUCUGUGCUAGAAAGACAAGUGUCCUGCUUACCCACAAAACUCCUUCAGCAAGCAUUAAAGAAAAUAACCUUCUGGGCUGCAACCAAAUACAGAAAACAAAAAAGGAAUCAUUCAAAGUGAAUAACAACAGAACCUGUCUGGGAAGGAGAAAUGUGUUAUUCCAUUUGCACUUAAGAAGUUUUAAAGAAUCUCCUGUUAAAAAUGGAUUUGAAAGUUUUGGUUUAUUAAUUACAUGUAGAAUUGUUACAUUAGCCAACAAUAAUCUAAACAUUUACUCAAUGGAUGUUGUAUCAACACCAUAAGAAUAAUAAAUGUAUAGUAGUCUCCUGUACGCAACAAACAACAUAUAAACAGGGACCCAUUCAUUUUUUAAGUACCUUGUGUCAGUAAUUAGCAACUCAACAACUUUCUAUAGCACAACAGGAAGUUUAGUUGCUAGCUCUUGGGCUUCUUGGAAAUUACAUGGCCUUUUUCUAAACAACUAAUGCCCAGUCGGUGCUGGGUAGUAAUGACUGGGGAAAUACAUACUAAGCAGUUAUUUUGUUAGUACUACAAUGACUUUUCCAUACAAGGAAAAAAGAUGUUAAAUCUAAUUUAGGUAUGAAACUGUGACAAAGGAAAAGUAUUGUAUUUGUACUUGACUUUCAGAGCCUUGCUUUUUUUAACUGAGGAUAUUUUAUAUUUAAUUGUAUUUGUAAUUUUGAUGUUACAUUUGUUGUUAUGUUUAUGUGUUUACAAUCAGUAAUGGACAUACAUGUUUAUUGCUACAGUUUGCACUGCAUAGUGAGUAAUUAAAACCACCAAAUGUCCAACAAAA
Molecule: messenger RNA, 2131 nt
Organism: Xenopus tropicalis (tropical clawed frog)
Lineage: Eukaryota; Metazoa; Chordata; Amphibia; Anura; Pipidae
Source: RefSeq